UAUAAAUAAGUGCAGCUUUUCUACAGCUAUUGCAUAUGUACGUGCUGACGUGCUUUUAAAAAGAUAAUGGCAACAUGCUCUUAAUAGCUGGGAGGAGAUUCUUUCUCAGAGUGACGAGAGGGUUGGGAGAUGAGUCCUGUUUCAGAACUGUAAUGUGUAAAGCUUUGAGAGACACUGGGAGAAGUAAGGAGGGGAAAGAAAGGAAUGAAAUCUAUUUCCUUAGCCUUUGAGCUUUUGCUGGCUAUGUGACACGAGGCUUGGAAGCACUGAAGUGCAAGUGGAGCUACUGUGAAGUCAAAGUGCUGUGGGUGCAAUUCUUCUUUCCUUUUGCAAGCUUCCCCUCAUCUCCUCCAGUCAACACAGCAAGUAAGGUGUGACUCACUUGCUCACCUGCCAAAUUAAAAGCUUGGAGUGAAGAACUCUUCAAGCUGGCUGGCCCUUCUAAUCAGCGGGCCUGCUUGAGUUGAUGGCCACUGUGGGGAAGAUCUGUUAUUACACUAUGAUGGCUGGAAUAUCAGAAGUUGGGGAAUUAUCCUUGGAGCCUUUGGUCAUGUGCAAACUGUGCCUAUGUGAAUAUUCUCUGGAUAAGAUGACAACUCUACAAGACUGCAGCUGCAUCUUUUGUACCUCGUGCCUAAAACAGUACAUGCAGCUGGCCAUCCGUGAAGCAUGUGGCUCUCCCAUCACUUGUCCUGACAUGGUGUGCUUAAACCAUGGGACUCUGCAAGAAACAGAGAUCUCCAGUUUGGUGCCUGUUGAUCAAUUUCAUUUAUAUCAGCGACUGAAAUUUGAGAGAGAAGUCCACUUGGAUCCGCUAAGGACCUGGUGCCCCUCUGCUGACUGCCAGACUGUGUGCCAAAUCGAACCAAGUGACUCUGGACUACCAGUGCCUGUAAACUGCCCGGCUUGCCAUUUGACAUUUUGUUCAUCAUGCAAAGAACCUUGGCAUAUGGAGAGAUCGUGUUUGGAAAGCCAUCUUAUUGUGGUACCAAAUGAACAAGGAUCACUUAUCAAGACUGACACAGAAGCACCAAUUAAACAGUGCCCAGUCUGCCGAAUCUAUAUUGAGCGAAAUGAAGGCUGUGCUCAAAUGAUGUGUAAGAAUUGCAAGCAUACAUUUUGCUGGUACUGUCUACAGAACUUGGAUAAUGAUAUCUUCUUAAGACAUUACGACAAGGGCCCAUGCCGAAACAAAUUGGGCCACUCUCGUGCAUCGGUUAUGUGGAACAGAACACAGGUUGUUGGGAUUCUUGUGGGCCUUGGCAUCAUUGCCCUGGUGACAUCUCCCUUGUUGCUGUUAGCCUCACCAUGCAUUAUCUGUUGUGUCUGCAAAUCCUGCCGAGGCAAGAAAAAAAAACACGACCCGCCAACAACCUAGAGUUUUCUGCCUGUCCAGUGUGAAUGUCUACUUAGCACAUGCAAGGGAAAGACAUAAAAACUGAUUUCUGGCACCAGUGCUUAUCAAACAAUUUUUCCUCUUUGCCAAUUUUUGUGCAAAAAAGUGCCUACAUUUCACAGGACACUAUAUUAUUUGCAAGUUGCUGUUCAGCAAUGGACUGGGUAGCUGUAUGUGCUGGAUCCAGUCCUUUUAUUUUUUUUUAAAGAAAGAGGGCUUGCAAAAUAUUUUAAGGUUCUUCAAAUUAACCUAACUCCUAAAUCUGCUUGAAGUCAGCAGAUGGAGUCAUCCUCCUUCCCCAAGACUCUGAAUGUAUAUAUAUAUUUGAGCACUUUAAUUUAUCAUCCUCUGAAGUGGUCUUACAUUUAAAGUAUAGGAAUACAGGUGAGCUAUUUAGACCUAUUUUACAAACUCUUUAGAUGGUGUAAAUCUGUUGCUAUCAACUGUUUGUUUUUUGUCAUUAAUGUUUUUGUUUACUCUGAUAGGAAAAAUUGUAUUAAAUAAUAUGUUUUGGAUCUUGACAAUAUGCAUUUGUUAAAAACUCCAUUAAAAGUCUGUACCAUCAACAAAAAA
Molecule: messenger RNA, 1969 nt
Organism: Eublepharis macularius
Lineage: Eukaryota; Metazoa; Chordata; Lepidosauria; Squamata; Eublepharidae
Gene: RNF144B
Product: ring finger protein 144B
Exons: 9
Coding region: 467-1378 (303 amino acids)
Biological process (GO): positive regulation of proteasomal ubiquitin-dependent protein catabolic process; protein polyubiquitination; ubiquitin-dependent protein catabolic process
Cellular component (GO): ubiquitin ligase complex; cytoplasm; mitochondrial membrane
Molecular function (GO): zinc ion binding; ubiquitin protein ligase activity; ubiquitin conjugating enzyme binding
Source: RefSeq, a predicted model, not a curated record